GGUUUGUUGAUAAGCUUCAAGGCUUCAAGUUUGGAGGUUUGGUUAAAUCGUGGCUAAAUUUGUGAACUUUUCGUGUGCACAACUUUCUGAAUUGAAUAGAUUACUUAUUCAGUGUUACGUUCACUUACAAUUAAAUUGUUACACAAUCAUGUGGAUCUGCAAGAAGUUUCAUACACGCAUAUUCUACGAAUCUGAUCUUGCUUGUCAUGUUCAAUUGCGCUCAUCCUAGGAUUGUCAAAUCUCUUGUUUUCUGCUAUGACAGAGAAUAUGAACAUGAACCUAGAAUCAUAUGUAAUCACCGAGGUUCCUCCAAAAGUACAUUACAUUCCAAAUUUCAUUACUCCAGAAGAAGAGGAAAAUAUUUUGAAUAAAGUGAAUAGCAGCCCAAAACCCAAAUGGACCCAGUUACGCAAUAGGAGACUUCAAAACUGGGGUGGAGUGCCCCAUCCCAAUGGCAUGAUCUCUGAAAAAAUUCCUGAGUGGCUUGAGUUUUACAUGGAUAAGAUUAAUAAGUUGGCUGUGUAUAAUCAAAGCAAUCGGCCUAAUCAUGUUCUCGUUAAUGAGUAUCUUCCUGGACAAGGAAUUAUGCCACAUACUGAUGGUCCUCUAUUUCACCCUAUUGUGACGACCAUAACCUGCGGAUCUCACACUGUUAUAGAAUUUUAUGAACGUCAUUCAACUGAGGAUUUCACAAAAGAUCAAGGUUGCACUACAUCUGAACUUGGCCUUCCGAAACCCUGUGCCACUCUCCUGUUAGAAAGACAAAGUUUAUUAAUUCUGCAAGAAGAUAUGUACCAUCGCCACCUGCAUGGGAUAUCAGAACAAACGCAAGAUACCAUUGAUGAAACCAUCAAGAACCUUCAUCUGUGUCAAGCGAAGGUAGGUGAUGAGUUAAAGCGUUCAACUCGAAUUUCACUCACCAUACGAAACGCACCAAAGAGUACCAAAAUAAAGUUAUUUUCUUAGGAUUCAUCAUCAAAUUACACUCAUGUAUCACUCAUUAUAUAAGUAAUGUGAUAAAAUGACCAAUUUGCAUGUCAGAAAAUGUCGUAUCAAAGUUUGUUGUAGAGUCAAAGAAAGUUGAUUUAAAAUGAAAAAAAAAGAAGAAAAAAAUUGUGACCAAUAGGUGAUUGAGAAGUAAA
Bemisia tabaci is the source of this 1142-nucleotide messenger RNA. RefSeq names its product alpha-ketoglutarate-dependent dioxygenase alkB homolog 6. The record is from RefSeq and is a predicted model, not a curated record. Gene Ontology annotation, cellular component: nucleus. Lineage: Eukaryota; Metazoa; Arthropoda; Insecta; Hemiptera; Aleyrodidae.